This is a messenger RNA of Saccostrea cuccullata (small rock oyster), 2909 nucleotides long. Its product is annotated as receptor-type tyrosine-protein phosphatase mu-like. The transcript is spliced from 17 exons. The record is from RefSeq and is a predicted model, not a curated record. Gene Ontology annotation, biological process: protein dephosphorylation. NCBI's taxonomy places the organism in Eukaryota, Metazoa, Mollusca, Bivalvia, Ostreida, Ostreidae. Gene Ontology annotation, molecular function: protein tyrosine phosphatase activity.
AUCAUUUUAUACAAUAUUUAAUAUAAAUGGAAUUAUUUGAAUUUUUCUGUAGAGAUAAACGACGGAUCACAAACAUAUGAAAACGUGAGCGCAACAAAUAAAGAUAAUUUGAAUACACCAGAUCAGAAUGUUUAUUAUGAGUUUUUACCAGCUUCAAAGCCUUCGGAAACUGCCAUCAAAUUAUCAAUGUUCAAGGACCACGUGGAGAACAGAAAGAGAGAAAACAAUUUCUUCAGCAAUCAAUUUAAGAAAUUUUAUAAUGGUCUUCAGUUUCCGGCCACGGCUGCUGUAGCUUCUGGCAAUAAGUCGAAAAACAAAUAUAAGCACGUCUAUCCAUACGAUGAAACACGUGUAAAGCUAAACAUAGAAAAUGAUCCUGGAAAAUCAGAUUUCAUCAAUGCAUCCUUUAUACACGGAUAUGGAAAAGUAAAGGCAUAUAUUGCGGCACAAGGGCCUUUGGUAGAUACUAUUGACGACUUCUGGUCAUUGGUAUGGAAUGAAAAUUGUGGGAAAAUUGUGAUGCUUACAAACUUAAAGGAGAAUGACAAGAUAAAAUGCAUCCAAUACUGGCCUGAGAAAGGCCUUAUGAAGAAAGGAGAAUUAAUCAUAGAAGUUGUAGAUACUGAAGAGUUUGCAGACUUCAUAAUUCGAACAUUUUGCAUUAAAAAGGAAAGUGGACAGAGAAUCAUCCGACAUUUCCACUUUACGGCAUGGCCAGAUAAAGGAGUUCCUCUCUACGCCUCAUCUCUAGUUCAUUUUCACUCAAAAGUGAAAAGUACUAUCGCUCAGGGCAAAGGGCCUAUGGUUGUGCAUUGCAGUGCUGGCAUUGGGAGAACGGGUACCUUUAUUGCGUUAGAUGUCCUGAUUCAGCAGGCCAAGGAAUCGGGCUUUAUAGACGUGUUUAGAUGUGUGGAAACAUUGAGACGACAACGCGUCAAUAUGGUGCAAACUCUGGAGCAGUAUAUAUUUCUUCACGAUGCCCUUGUUGAAGCAUUAAUGUGUACAUCAACUGUUCCUUCAACGUCCGAAUUUUCUCAGAUUUAUCAAAAUCUGAUGAAAGUAGACCCAAAAAGUGGCAAAAGACAUAUUGACCAAUAUUAUGAGAACCUGUGUACUGGUUGUGCUGAAAUCCCUCAAGCUGCCUACGACUUUGCUAAGAAACAAGAAAACAGAAGAAAGAACAGAUACAUCAAUUAGGACAUGCCACAGAUUUGGGAUGAAAGAUACAAGCCCAUCUAUAUCAACGCCGUUUUCCUGCCAGCCUACAAAAACAGGCACUCGUUCAUAGUGACACAGAUACCUCUCAGAGAGACCGUUGUUGACUUUUGGAGGCUAGUUUACCAGCAACGUGUUUCUACAAUCGUUCUCCUCGGUGAAGUAGUAAGAAAAUGUAAUAUUGGAAAAUAUUGGCCAGAAGGCACUGAUAGUAUUCAGUAUGGACCUUUUAGAGUAACCAAGGAAACUUCAACACAAGAAGAUGAAAAUUACAGUGUUAUUACCCUUAUCUUCAGUGCAGAGGAACGGGAAGAAAGGAUGAUCACAGUAUUUAAAUGCAAGUUCUGGAGAGAUUCCGAGACAAUUCCGCCGUCCAUUUCACCAAUUUUAAAGUUGAUAAAUGAUGUAGAAAUGCAUCAUAAUAAGAACAACACAGGACCUAUUAUUGUUCAGUGCCUAAAUGGGGCUGAGAAAAGCGGUUUGUUUUGUGUUUUGCAAGUCGUGUUGGAAAGAAUGAAAAUAGAACAAGAUGUAGCUAUCCACCAAGUUGUUCAGCACAUGCGAAGCGUGAGACCGAGCAUAAUUUCAAAUAUGGAACAGUUCAAGUUUUGUUAUGAUGCUGUUAUGGAAUUCAUGAAACAGUAUGACGCCUAUUCCAACUUCCAAUGAGAUGUACUAAUCUUUUCUAAGAAGUGAAAUAUAACAUUAUUUAUUGCUGUUUGAUGAUAAUUUAUGUCAGCAUUAUAAUUAUAAGCUUCCGAAUAAUCUUUUUAUAUAUUUAAGAAGAUAAAAGAGAAUUUAUGCAACUUUAUAAUCGCAAUGGUUUAAAUGCUGCAGUAUUUCAUAUACUGAACUAAAAUUUUUAUCAUUUGGAUUAUUUAUUCUUCCUUAUAUUUAUAUUUUUGGUAUGUACUGUCAUUCAUUAACAGAAAAUUUCUCUUCCUGAUAUAAUAGAAUUAUAGAGAGAGUACAGUGAAGUUUGUAUGCAUGUGUAUUCAGUGAAAAGCAAGACCUGGUUUUUAUUUUUUGAAACAAACAAUUAUCUUUGAGUGUGCACAAGAUGUGAGAUUUUUCUGUCAAAAAAAAAAAGAAAACACAAUUUAAAGAAUUUGUUGGGGGAUACUACAAUUAUUUCCAGUCUUUUAUAUAACAUAAUGUAUGACUUUCUUAUAAUUUUUUGUCUUGUUUAUCUUUUAUUUAUUACAUUCAGAAAUGAAAUGUAUCUUAGGAGAUAGUCAAACUAUAUAUGGAAUGCUAUAAAAACAUUUAUGGUUGAAUAUUGAAGAUCUAAUCCAUUUUCCAAUUCUAUAUUUCACGUUUAACAGCUUACAUCACCACUUCCAGUCAGGACCUCCACUUGAACGCACUACCCAUGCCAAUGACACAUGACCAAACUCUUGCGCACAAACUUUUACACAAAACACACAUUCAGACUCAUUAGAUAACAUCAAUCUCAAAUAAAUAAAUUGCUGAAAAGAAAUUACUGUCCAAAAUAUUGCUAGAAAAUAUUUACAAUCUACACUCUCAGAUAUAGAUAACUCACAAUCAAUUACAUUCACAAGAAACAAGUUUUACAUUUCAAAGUCCUUAAAACGUUGCGCUAAUUACCUAACAUGGGUUGACAUUCUCAGUUACAGAGUUACUGUAUUAGAUGACGGGACAUAGUCACUAUUGUAAGUAGACUCAAGACUCUC